Phytophthora sojae is the source of this 198-nucleotide messenger RNA. RefSeq lists its product as hypothetical. Gene Ontology annotation, biological process: (1->6)-beta-D-glucan biosynthetic process. The record is from RefSeq and is a predicted model, not a curated record. Gene Ontology annotation, cellular component: plasma membrane; endoplasmic reticulum membrane. NCBI's taxonomy places the organism in Eukaryota, Oomycota, Peronosporomycetes, Peronosporales, Peronosporaceae. The transcript has a single exon. Gene Ontology annotation, molecular function: glucosidase activity. The annotation marks the transcript as partial.
CUGUACAUGAAAAUCGACUACGUGCGACUGUACCAAGACACGAGCGAGAGCUCUACCAUGGCGCACGAGUGCGACCCUGCUUCACAUCCGACCAGGCAAUGGAUUCUCGACCACCGCUCCGACUACGUGGAUGGAGACAACAAACUCGUCGAGAUUCAUGGCGGCGCCCCCUGCAGGGACUACACGGACUGCACCAUU